GAGAUUUUUCUUUUUCUUUCCCGCUCAUUGCGUGCAAUCCUCCCGACUCUCAUGAGCCAUGCUGAGGUCAUUCCGCUGGCAACUCACUCUCUAGGCUUGGAGCUUCGAUCGCAUCCACAAAGAGGUCGCGGUGUGUUUACGACCAAGCCUCUUUCUCACAAAACACUGGUCGACGUAUCCCCGGUGCUGCUUAUGGACCAUGACGAAUACUCUGCGCACGGACAGCAUACCAUCUUAGAUCAUUACACAUAUCGAUGGGAAGGAGGGUAUGCACUGGCCUUGGGGCUAGGAUCGAUGUUCAAUCAUGCAAAAAAUCCCAACGUGGGGUUCAUACGUGACAUAGCCAAUGCGGUCAUCCGCUAUUUCACGUUACGAGCCAUUGAAACUGGUGAGGAGCUGUGUAUCAGUUAUGGUGAUCACCUGUGGUUCGAGGAUACAGACGCUCCAUCAGAGCAUGAGCAAGGCAGCAGUAGUGAAGAUGAAUGGUUUGGUAAAGUUAUGUUAGAAUAAAAGGACUCAUGAUACACAAAUGAUUUCAGGCUCUUCCAAUGAACGACUUUGAGUGGAAAGAGAAAGAAGCUCCUGUGACGUCACCUACGUUUUUGUCUCUGGGUUGGCGAGAAACCCACCAAAAAUCACCGCAUGACCAACAGGACGGCAAGAGGGUUUCCUUUUUACUUUUUGCCAAUUGGUGCUGAAAUCUUUUUCAUCUCUUUCUUCGCAAAAUCAGUGUCUUUGUGUCGGUCGCAUACACCCUUUUCUUCUUACCUCUCGCUACUAAUAUCUAUCAAUCAUGUCAGCCAUGGACUUACGAGUCGGGAACAAAUACCGAAUAGGUCGUAAAAUUGGUUCAGGAUCAUUUGGUGACAUUUACUUGGGUGAGUUAUUCACCUGCUC
Messenger RNA from Umbelopsis ramanniana AG, 897 nucleotides. RefSeq lists its product as uncharacterized. Gene Ontology annotation, molecular function: protein binding. NCBI's taxonomy places the organism in Eukaryota, Fungi, Mucoromycota, Umbelopsidomycetes, Umbelopsidales, Umbelopsidaceae. The transcript has a single exon. The record is from RefSeq and is a predicted model, not a curated record. The coding region runs from base 52 to 510 and encodes 152 amino acids.